Messenger RNA from Formica exsecta, 702 nucleotides. RefSeq names its product baculoviral IAP repeat-containing protein 7-A-like. The record is from RefSeq and is a predicted model, not a curated record. The transcript has a single exon. NCBI's taxonomy places the organism in Eukaryota, Metazoa, Arthropoda, Insecta, Hymenoptera, Formicidae. Gene Ontology annotation, cellular component: cytoplasm; nucleus. Bases 1 to 702 code for a protein of 233 amino acids.
AUGGAGGUUUUCGAAUCGGUCGACGAGACGGACCGCACAGACUAUCGAUUCGAGAUCGCGAGAUUACAGAGCUUCGAUAGCUGGGCCGUGUCGACCGUAAACAGCAAAUAUCCUGAGAAACUUGCAAGCGCUGGUUUCUAUUAUACCGGGCAAUAUGAUAUCGUGGAAUGCUUCGACUGCUACGUCAUCAUAUCCGGCUGGAAGGACGAUUUAGAUCCGUUAACUGAGCACAAACGACGUUCCCCGAGAUGUAGAUUCGUCCGCAUAAUACCUUGCGGGAAUGUAUCGAUCAAUGUCGAUCCGGAUAUAAUUCCGCCACGUGUGCCGAAAAUGAGAGAAAUAUGUGAAUUAAACCCGUCAGGAUUAAAUCUCAAUAAUAUGAUCGAGGUCUACUUUGAGGACGCAGAGGUCUUUAAAAUAGUUAAGAUUGGCGAUCUAAUAGGCGCUAAGUAUCCCAAAUUUGCCUACUACGAGAGUAGAUUAGACACUUACAUGUUGUGGCCGGAAACGAUCACCCAGAAAAAGGAAGAUCUAGCGGCCGCCGGUUUCGUAUGUGCAAACGACAACGACAGAGUCUACUGCUUCUAUUGCGGUGGAGGUCUGGAAAAGUGGGAUCCAGAAGAUAAUCCUAAACAAGACCACAUCAAAUGGUAUCCUAGAUGCAAGUUUAUCAACAGGGUGUUAGCGGAGGACCAGUCGUAG